Helianthus annuus (common sunflower) is the source of this 2898-nucleotide messenger RNA. RefSeq lists its product as uncharacterized. The record is from RefSeq and is a predicted model, not a curated record. The coding region runs from base 171 to 2690 and encodes 839 amino acids. Gene Ontology annotation, molecular function: phosphoprotein phosphatase activity. The transcript has 8 exons. Lineage: Eukaryota; Viridiplantae; Streptophyta; Magnoliopsida; Asterales; Asteraceae.
CUUAUAUUAGGGCCUCCAUAGAUGGCUAAUCCCCUGCCGCCGUCGUGCAACCGUGAACUACCAACGAACUCUGUCUACACCGUCGUAUUCUGAGCAUCGCCGACGAAAAAUUCACCGGAGGACGAACAAUUCGAAAUCAGUAACUUUUUGCAUCAGAAAUCUUAGAUAGAAUGGAAGUGAUGAUGUCAUCUUCUGUUCAGGAGUGUUCAUUAAUGGAAAAUGAUAAUGGUAAUGGUGAUCUUAAUCUUAAUAAAUCAAAGAGAAAGCGAAGGCGAAAAGCGCACAAGAGACAGUCGGAUGAAAAUCUAGGGUCGUUAGAAAAAACGGAUCCGAAUAUUAGCAUAGGUAUAUCCACAAGCGUUGAUAAGAUGUCAGCGGAAAAGAGCACAAGUAUGGCUAAAGAUCUUAAUGGGGAGGUGGAAGUACAAAUGAAAAUGGAAGCUGUGAUCGGUGAAACGAGUGCAGCUUCAAAUGUAAUAGAUAAUACAACAUCAAAAAGAAGAAAGAGAAAGAAAAUGGAGAAUAAUAAUCCAGAUUUGGGUGAUAGUUUAAGUACCCGUGAGAGCGCACAAGCAGGAUCAAGUAUGACUAAAGUUCUUGGAGAAAAGUGUGAUGAAACAGUGUUGGGUCAAACUACGACUCUUGAUGAACACAUGGGGUCAAAAGAACAAGAUCACGCAGAAGUUGCUAAUGGUAAGACGGGGGAGAGUGAAACCACCGAUCUUAAUGUGAAUGGCAAGGAAAAAAGGAAAAAGAAGCGGAAAUUAAAGAACAAGCAACCAACUUUAGCUGAAAUUUCGUAUCCACAGUACGUACGAGGCCUGGAAGCUUCCAAACGUGCGAGGGAUUCAGGUACAAUUUCAACAAAUAAUUCAGCAUCAAAAAGAGAAACGAUGCAGAAACUAAACAAGAAUCCAGACUUGGGUGACAUUCUAAGUACCCAUGAGAGCACACAGGAAGGAUUAAGUACAGCUAAAGUUCUUGAACUAAAGAGUGGUGAAACGGUCUCGGCUAAAGCUGCAGCUCCUGAUGCAAACUUGAUGUCAAAAGGAGAUCAUACAGAAGAUGCCAAUGGCAAGACGGGUGAGAGUGAAACUACAAAUCUCAACGUAAAUGGCAAGGGGAAAAAGAAAAGGAAGGCGAAAUCAGAGAUCACGCGGCCAACUUUAGCUGAAAUAUCGAAUCCGCAAUACUUACAAAACUUGGAAGCUGCCAGAGGCGAGACGGAUUCAGGUACGACUUCAAUAGGCAAUUCAGCAAUACAACAGAGAACAAGAGAGAAGAUGAUGAACAAUAAUCCAGACUUGGGUGACAUGUUAAGUACUCGUGAGAGCAUGCAUGAAGGAUUAAGUACAACUAAAGUUUUUGAAGUAAAGAGUGGUGAAACAGUCUUGGCUAAUACUGCAACUCUUGAUGCAAACAUUGUGUCAAAUGGAGAUCAUGCAGACGUUUCUGGUAAGGCCGGGGAGAGUGAAACCGCAAAUCUUAAUGUGAAUGGUAAGGAGAAAAAGAAAAGGAAGCCGAAAUCAAAGAACAAGAGGCCAACUUUGGGUGAAAUUUUGAAUCCGCGAUACCUACAGAACUUGGAAGCUGCCAAGACGGGUUCAGGUACAACUUCAACAGAUAAUCGAGCCUCAAAAAAACACAAGAGGCAGAGACUAAACGGGAAUUCAGACGUGGGUGACAUUUUAAGUACCCAUGAGAGCACACAUGAAGGGCUAAGUACAACUAAAGGAGAUCAUCUAGAAGUUGUUAAUGAUAAGAUGCAGGUAAAUGAAACAAAUAAUCUUAAUGUUAAAGGUAAGAAGAAAAAGAAAAAGAAGCCAAAAUCAAAGAACAAUGAGACGGGUUUAGAGAGUACAGAUAUAGAAAGCGUAGCAUCCCCGCAGGUUGCCAACAGUGAGAUGGGCUCCACAACCAUUGUUCUCAAGGAGAUAACUCAUGUUGCAACAUUGGGGAAAAAGCUUAUUAUUCUCGAUGUUAACGGGUUGCUUGCAGAUGUUCUUACAGAACGACCAAAGGAUAUUGUAGCAGAUAAAUAUAUUCCAAGACGAGCAAUUUUCAAGAGACCGUAUUUAGAUGAUUUUUUGUGCUUUUGUUUUGAGAGAUUCGAAGUUGGCAUUUGGUCUUCAAGAGCCAUGAAAAAUUUGGUCCCGGUGAUUAACUUUCUGUUGGGAGAUUUGAAGAAGAAACUGCUUUUUUUGUGGGAUAGUUGCAAAUGCACAGAUUCAGGUAUUGGAACUCUUGAAGUCAAACAUAAGCAUGUAGUCGUAAAAGAUCUAAGAAAAAUUUGGGAUGAAGAUGGUCCUAAAAAGUCUUGGGUGAAAGGAACGUUUCAUGAAUCAAAUACGUUGUUGGUGGACGAUUCUCCAUACAAGGCAUUGCUCAAUCCUAAGCAUACGGGAAUCUUUCCCACGUCUUACAGCUACAAGAAUAGAGAUGAUAACUUCUUAGCUCCUAAAGGCGAACUCCAAACCUAUCUUGAAGGUUUGGCAGGCGCAGACGAUGUGAAGACGUAUGUAGAGCAACAUCCAUUUGGUCAAGGUGCCAUUGAUGAACACAGCCCACAUUGGGCCUUUUACUCGAGCAUUAUCGAGCGAUUAAAUAAUAAAAACAUUAUGGAGAGUUUAUAUAAGAAGAGCCACGACAAAAGAAGAAGAUGCCACAAAGAUUUUUACCAUCCCUCAUAAAAUGAACUUGGUCAUGCGCCAUGGUUUGUGCUAUGGAACUUGAACACCCAAUUUUGUUGUAGUGAACCAUUCUUUACUUAUGUAAACAUUUUGACUUGUGAAAUUUCAUAAGUUUAAUAUUUGAGAUUUUUUAGGUCUCUCUUGUUUUAGAGAUCUAGGUUUUAGGGUUCUUGAUUUGUGAACUUUAUGAAGUUUUUUUGUUUGUGUU